Messenger RNA from Homarus americanus (American lobster), 1468 nucleotides. RefSeq names its product calcium load-activated calcium channel-like. Gene Ontology annotation, molecular function: calcium channel activity. The record is from RefSeq and is a predicted model, not a curated record. Gene Ontology annotation, biological process: endoplasmic reticulum calcium ion homeostasis. NCBI's taxonomy places the organism in Eukaryota, Metazoa, Arthropoda, Malacostraca, Decapoda, Nephropidae. Gene Ontology annotation, cellular component: cytoplasm; endoplasmic reticulum; endoplasmic reticulum membrane. Bases 121 to 681 code for a protein of 186 amino acids. The transcript is spliced from 5 exons.
GAUUUUAAUGAGGUGAACCUGAAGCCAUUAAAGGUCCAGCCAGCCGCCCUGACCAAGGUGACACAACACUCACCAAGAACCUUUAACCCUGCAGUUUAAUGGACUGAUUACCUACUCAAGAUGUGGGCUGAUACGUUAUUCAUCGUCUUUAUUUCUAUCUGCACGGCGCUGUUUGGUGAAGGGCUAACUUGGCUGCUUGUGUACAGGACUGAAAAGUAUCAGAAGUUAAAAGCAGAGGUGGAGCGCCAAUGUAAGCGAUUGGAAAAAAAGAAAGAGGCUCAUGGAGACAGCAUUGAUCGACAACAAAAACGGAAAAUAGAGCGAGAAGAGGAAAGACUCAAGAAUAGCAACCGAGACUUGUCGUUGGUUAAGAUGAAAAGCAUGUUUGCAAUUGGCUUUGCUUUUACUGCAUUACUCUCCAUGUUCAAUUCAAUUUUUGAUGGACGUGUGGUCGCCAAACUGCCAUUUCUCCCCAUCUCCUGGCUUCAGGGUUUGAGCCACCGUAACCUACUAGGUGAUGACUACACUGACUGCUCCUUCAUCUUCCUCUACAUUCUUUGUACCAUGAGUAUCAGACAGAACAUCCAGAAGUUGUUGGGCUUUGCACCAUCGAGAGCAGCGAACAAGCAUAGUACUAACUUGUUUGGACCACAGCCGCAGCAGUUGAGUGGGUAUAAAUAAACAAACCAGCUUGUUUGGAUUACCAGUUGAUGACUCAUCACUAACACACAACAAGAGCAUCAACUUCAGAUCAUGAGCAUUGUUCCACUGUGUGAAUGAUGCUCUAUGUGAUAAGAUAUUUGAUUUGGUUAAUUAUAUGAACCUUCCGAGUGUAAUUAAGAUGAAAGAUUUACUGUUGAAAUAUCACCCGGAUGAAAAAGUACUUUUAUCAAAGUUAUUGUUUCAGUACAAUCGACAGAUUUAGUGCUCUGAAUUACUUCAGAUGAACAAAAUACUCACAUCUUUGGCAUUAUUUAAGGAUGAUGGUAAGAUAUAAUGCAUUGAUUUCAGUCAGAUGAAAGAAAUACUGUUCUUGUAUCAUUACUAUUAUGUAUGCAGGAUUGAGUAUCCUGCAUUUAUGAAUAUGAAAAUCAUAUGUGACUCAGUCCAAGAAAUGGUAACUAAGCUUUAGUCCUAGAUAACAGAGUAGAACCUGUGAUUCAGAUGACGAUGGAUCUGCAAGCCACUACUAAAUCGCUAAACCCUGAACUCCUAAAGGAAAUAUGUGUCAUUUUCAUAGUGAUGAAAAAUUGUAUUUUUAUUUAUUGUUUACUUAAUGACUAUCUGCAGUACUUUAGUCUCUUUUUGUUGAUGAGGUUAGUCCCAAGUGAUUUAAUUCAUUUAUGGUUACAGGUAGUUCUGCUAUAACGCGAUAAUUGUGUUCUUGUAAAAUAUCGUGUUAUAGAAAAUCGUGUAAUAGAAAUAACAGGGCUUAUGGAGAAAAUAGGGUUAGGUGCAGAUUACUCGA